Messenger RNA from Cutaneotrichosporon cavernicola, 2739 nucleotides. RefSeq lists its product as uncharacterized. NCBI's taxonomy places the organism in Eukaryota, Fungi, Basidiomycota, Tremellomycetes, Trichosporonales, Trichosporonaceae. Gene Ontology annotation, molecular function: protein serine/threonine kinase activity; ATP binding. The record is from RefSeq and is a predicted model, not a curated record. Bases 1 to 2739 code for a protein of 912 amino acids. The transcript has 6 exons. Gene Ontology annotation, biological process: mitotic DNA damage checkpoint signaling; protein phosphorylation. Gene Ontology annotation, cellular component: cytoplasm; nucleus.
AUGGGGACCACGCGGCGCGUGACUCGCCAGCGUGACACUGAUGCCAUGGCGCACAGCGUGGCGGCCGAUCCGCAGGACAAACACCGGCGCACAAACACAAACAGGCAGUCGGCGAGCGGCAUCUACUCGAUGAACGACAAGGAGCUCAUCGCCCUCUUCCGCUUUGGCGAGCGCAUUGGGUAUGGAAAUUGGGGACAAGUGUUUGAGGCCGUGCCGUCGGACACGGACAGUGGCAUUGGCGCUGACUCGGCGAUCCGCAGCGGCCUCGCGAGCGGUGGGCGAGUCGCCAUCAAGAUGGUUGAGCGUGCUACGAAUCCUGCCGCCGCGCACUGCAUUCGCGCGCUAUGGGGCGAGAUGAAGAUUAUCCGCGGUCUGCGCCACGAGCAACACCCCAGCAUCAUCCACUUUGAGGCGUUCCUGAUCACGCCGUCCUACGCCGCGGUGGUGAUGCCGCUCCACCGCAGCCCAAUGCCUCUUCCCCUCCCCUUCAAUACCGCGCUCAGAUACUUCCGCCAGCUGGCUAGCGCCGUCGCGUACCUCCACGAGCGGGGUAUUACACACAACGACAUCAAACCUGCCAACGUUGUGAUCAGCUACAGCGACGUGCCUGUUCUUGUUGACUUUGGCUUCGCACAGCACCACAAGGCAGACGACGCCAAGAGGUUCCUCUCCACCGCGAGCUGGGGCACUCCCGAGUACCUCGACCCGCUGCGCGUCAUGGGCCAGCCGCACGAUGAGCGGAAGUCGGACGUCUGGAGUCUCGGCGUGACGAUGUACGAGGCGCUGGUGGGGCGGACGCCGUUCGAGAUCUCGGAGGACGAGGUGUUUGAGACACAGGAGGAACUUGACGAGUACCUCUCCCGCUCGCGAUCCGGCAAGUGGUAUGGCGAGUACCACAUUGGCGACGACCACCUCGAGCGUAUCCUCCAGCACAUGCUGUACCCAGACCCGGCGUACCGCCUGCCGGCCGUCGAGAUCUACACGGCCAUCUCCAACAUCAUCGAACAGUACGACAAGAGCUCCAUCGCGACACCCAGCUUUGCGCGCUCUGACAGCUUCGACCUCGAGUUCAGUGUCACAGAGCGCUCGGCACAGCGGGUCGAACGGGAGCGUGCUGCUGAGAAGGACAAGCACACGGAGCGCCGCCUCAAGACGGCGCAGAGCGAGGUGCUCCGCCGCUCUGCCCUGGGAGACCGGAAGCAGAUGGCGAGCGCGAGCGUCCUCCGUCCAGCGAAGCAGUUACGCUCCCGCUCGCCCGACGAGAACGUCUUUGUCGAGGCACCGCCCGUCCCGGCACCGGCGACCAAGCUUCGUCCACGCUGGCGUGAUGAACUGAAGCGCGAUGACCGCAAAGCCCCGCGUGUUGUCAGCAGUGAGGCGCGCCCUCUCCGGCCAAACACUGCUGCAAGUGCAUACAAGGCCGCCACUCCGUCGCCGCCCAAGAAGAUGCAGACGCGUGACGAGGCACUUGCAGCCACUCUCCGCUCUCUCCAGGCCAACUCGCGUCAGGGUUCGCCCGUAAACACCCCCUCACCGCGGCGGGAGCGGGAGCGUGAGCGCCCAUCUUCCGCCGCCGCCGACUAUGCGAGAGCGUACCGCGAGCGCCCACGGCCGGUUGAUUCACCCCAUCGUGUAAUGGACGGGUCUCCCCGUCGUGUCGAGAGUAUGCGCGAGCGCCCAGCAUCUCGACUUACCAGGCUUGCCGACGUCGCUGAGUGCGAGGUACUCGCGAGCAGCGCGUACCCUCUCACCCCUGAACUGAACCGAGGCCCAACAACGCCCAAGAUCCAGAUCUCCCCCUCUAGAACCGCACCACGCCUCGACGUCGAUAUUGCUCCUGCCACCUUCUCGCCCCUCCGUCCGACCGAACCCCUUGUGUCCAAGUAUCGCGGUCCACCUGCCACUUCCUCCCCAAACCGCAAGGCCAAACAGAGCACGGCACCGAGUGAGCUCGCGCCAGCCGGUAAUGCUCUGCACGACCUCGAGCGCCUGGCUGAGUGGGCGAAGCGGGUUGAGCUGUAUGUGGAGCAGGCGAAGCGGGCGAUGGCGGAGGGCCGCCCCGUGCCGACGAUGACGCUGCCAGACCUCGAGGCGCUCGCGGGCGCCCAUGCUACCCACUCCAUGAUCCAGGCGCCGGUGCGCCGGGAGAGUCUGCAGCAGAAGACAGAAGUCCGCGUUGAGACUCGCAGGCUGGAGCCCACGCGCGAGGCACUCGAAGUCCCCAUGUCGUCGCUCAGCUCACGCAGUACGGCGAGCACCACGCUGCAGACGCCGCAUGCGACUGUCACGACCCUUCCGCAGCCAAAGGAGAAGGAGCACAAGAGUUCGCUGUCCAAGGCGGCGUCGCAGACGCUCAAGCGCCACCCUGUUAGCCAGGUGUUCCGGCGGUGGGGCGGAGACCGCGGGGUGUUGUCGCCGGAGCGGCCUCGUAUUGCUGUGCGCAAGAGCGAGCCGCAUCUCGAUCGGCGGCCCAUCCCCUCCUUCCAACAGCAGGAGGUGCUCGAGACCGAGGGCGAGCCGGAGCGCUUCACGCCCUCCCGCAUGGGCAAGCCUGCGAGCAGCAUGAGCCUCCGUGAAGCCGUUAAGGCAGGCCUGGGGAUGGACCGAGACAAGACCAUUCCUCGCCGCUUCGGAACCAGCCCCAAUGCCGAGGGCCGAAAGAGCAAGGAGAGUACCAAGAAGGAGGAGAAGAACGAGAGGAGAUUAAGCCUGUUCAAGCUCUUCAAGGGCAAGAAGUAA